GGUGAAAUAAUUUGUUGUAAGGCCACACCAUUUAACCAAAAUUUUCCGUAAUACCAUUCAACGAUUCAAAUCAAUUCGCAACGGAUUUCUAAGACGGAACAAAAUUCCAAAAAUCGUGAAGUAUGGCCAAAACCCUUGUGCAACGCUAUGAAACGAUUGUCCGUUUAAUUCGAAUAUUUUCGGGUAUUUGUGGUGCGAAUAUUUUUAAUCCUGCCUUUAAAAAGAAUAUCCUCACCUGGAUUGUGAUCAUUUUCAUUUAUCAAUAUUUUGUCUUUACUGGCUAUACCCUUUAUGUAAAGAUUUAUAUUGACAAAGAUAGGCCGAGUGUAUUACAGGUCCUCUGCUAUUUGGGAAGUGCUGUGCAGGGCUAUUGCAAACUUUUGAAUUUCCUCUGGAACAAGGACGAUAUACGAUAUUUGAUUUAUGAGUUGCGGGACAUCUACGAGAAAUAUGAUCUGAAACAUGCCGAUUACCGUUGCUGUCUGGAGAAGAACAUUAACAGGGUGAACCGAUUCAUCAAAUUUAUGGCCACUAUGCAUCUAGUCAUUACCAUAACUCUGAUUGCCGUCGUGCCAUUCUAUCGCGUGGUAUUUAAUGAGCGAAUACUUAUAAUGCAAUUUCUAUUCCCCGGAGUGGAUCCAAAUACGGCAUAUGGUUAUACAAUUAUAACCACCAUACAUUGUAUUUGUAUACUGUUCGGAUCGUUUGGAAAUUUCGCAGCGGAUGUAUGCUUUUUUAACAUUGUCAGUCAUGUCCCACUGUUCAGGGAUCUCUUGAGGUGUAAAUGUCAGGACUUAAAUGAAAUUCUUGAGGAAGAACGGGCAUCUGAAGAGGAAGGAUUUGCAGAGAUUGAAUUACUGCUAAAAGAUAUUUUUCAGUGGCAUCAAAAAUACAUGAGAUACAUAACUACGGUAAAAGAAAAUUACUUCUGGGUUGUGCUUGUCGAAAUGAGAACAGUGGCUCUGAGCAUUGCCUCGACACUCUUCUGUUUAAUUUUGGGCAAAUGGCCAGGAGGACUCACCUAUCUCACCUACUGCUUCAUAAUGUUGUACAUGUACUGUGGUCUGGGAACAAUUGUUGAAAUAACAAACGAUGGCUUUAUCGACUCAUGCUACACAGAGAUCAUUUGGUACCGGCUAUCCGUACACCAGAGAAAAAUGUUACAAAUGAUGUUAAUGAUGACCCAAAAUACCGAAGGUCUAACAAUUGGUUCGGUUAUACCUCUGACCGUGAAUACGGGUCUACAAUUACCAAAUUAACUUUACACCAUGACAAUGAUGUUGAUUAAUUUUCUUGAGUAGAUGUUGUUUUGUUAGACCCACCAAGAGAGAGAGAGAGAGAGCGAUGACAGUAAAAAUUGAAGCAAUGAGGAGAAUUUGGAACAAUUACAAACAAUUAUCGUGGUGCAUAAAUCCAUAAAUAAUUUAUUUUCCCUACUUUAGCUGACGUUUUCCCUUCCCCUCAACGAUUUAGAAAGAAGAAUGAAGCAUUCAUUAACAACCGGGUAACAAAUCUUAAUGAUGUCAGGAAUGAUAAAGUGGUGCUUUGUAAUGUUAUUGUUAACGAUAAAUCUCUGCUUGUGAACUAGCUUUAUAUUGAUCCCCUCUUAAGUAGAUUAAGUAGCUCAGCUGACUAGGCCAUUGUUAGGCAUUUUUUAAAUAAAACCAAAAAUAAAAAUAAAAUAUAACCUCCACAAUAGUAUGGAGGGUAUAUUAAAAUUGUCAUUCCGUUUGUAAAACCUCGAAAUAUACAUUUUAGACCCCAUAAUGUAUAUAUAUUCUUGAUCAGCAUAAAAUUCUAUGUCGAUUUACCGAUGUCCGUCCGUCUUUGGAAAUCACUCUAGCUUCCGAACGAAAUGAAGUGGGUUGAUGAAAUUUUACUAAUGUGUAUGUCUGCAAGACAUUUGGUAUUGGAAAUGAGUCAGGUAGAUCCACGUUUUGGUAUAGUCCCCAUACAACGGUAUCUCCCGAUAUUCGGUUAUUUGAUGAUUUUAGCGAAAAUUUUCACCGGAAUUGUUUCAAAUUUGGUGGUUGAAGUUCGUAAUGAAUACUACAGCCUGUGACAGAAAAUUGUCUGUGCAGUUUCACAUUUUCGUAUACCCCCCAUAAGACGGUACCUCCCGAUAUUCGGUUAUUUGAUGAUUUUAGCGACAUUAUUCACCGGAAUUGUUUCAAACUUGGUGUUUGAAGUUCGUAAUGAAUAUUACAGCCAAGACCGAAAAUUGUCUGUGCAGGUUCACGUUUUCGUAUAGCCCCCAUAUAACGGUACCUGCCGAUAUUCGGUAUUUUAAUUAUUUUAGAGACAUUAUUCACCGAAAUUGUUUCAAAUUUGGUGUUUAAAAUUCGUAAUGAAUACUACAGCCUAAGACAGAAAAUUGUUUGUCCAGAUCCAUGUCUUCGUAUAGCCCCCACACAACGGUACCUCCCGAUAUUCGGUAUUUUGAUUAUUUUAGCGACAUUAUUCGCCGGAAUUGUUUCAAAUUUGGUGUUUAAAAUUCGUAAUGAAUACUACAGCCUAAGAAAGAAAAUUGUCUGUGCAGGUUCACGUCUUCGUAUAGCCCCAAUAUAACGGUACCUGCCUAUAUUCAGUAUUUUGAUUAUUUUAGCGAAAUUAUUCACCGGAACUGUUUAAAAUUUCGUAUGUGAAGUUCGUAAGGAUACUACAGCCUAUGAUAAAAAA
Musca domestica (house fly) is the source of this 2679-nucleotide messenger RNA. Its product is annotated as odorant receptor 67d-like. Gene Ontology annotation, molecular function: olfactory receptor activity; odorant binding. Gene Ontology annotation, cellular component: plasma membrane. Gene Ontology annotation, biological process: detection of chemical stimulus involved in sensory perception of smell; sensory perception of smell. Bases 123 to 1259 code for a protein of 378 amino acids. Lineage: Eukaryota; Metazoa; Arthropoda; Insecta; Diptera; Muscidae. The record is from RefSeq and is a predicted model, not a curated record. The transcript has 4 exons.